AGCGGUGCUCGGGUCCGGGAGCAACAUGGCGGCGUCCGUGAGGGGCUGGCUAGCUUUGCGCAAAGGUAGCGUUUAGUGUUGCUGUCUCGCAUGAUAUUGAGCGGCUGAAGCUUUCCUGGACCACCUAACUUAAGGAAGAGUGUAGUGGUAGGCGGACAGCUUUAGUGACCGGCUAUCCGCUCUCAUCCCCCAAAAGGAGCAGAGUCCUGAGCACUGAUCAAGAUGAGCAACAUCUACAUCCAGGAGCCUCCCACGAAUGGGAAGGUUUUACUGAAAACUACAGCUGGAGAUAUUGACAUAGAGUUGUGGUCAAAAGAAGCUCCUAAAGCUUGCAGAAAUUUCAUCCAGCUUUGUUUGGAAGCUUAUUAUGACAAUACCAUUUUUCAUAGAGUUGUGCCUGGUUUUAUAGUCCAAGGGGGAGAUCCUACUGGCACAGGGACUGGUGGAGAGUCAAUCUAUGGAGCCCCAUUCAAGGAUGAAUUUCACUCACGGUUGCGUUUUAAUCGGAGAGGACUGGUUGCCAUGGCAAAUGCUGGUUCUCAUGAUAAUGGCAGCCAGUUUUUCUUCACCCUGGGCCGAGCAGAUGAACUUAACAAUAAGCACACCAUCUUUGGAAAGGUUACAGGGGAUACAGUAUAUAACAUGCUGCGACUGACAGAAGUAGACAUUGAUGAUGAUGAAAGACCACGUAAUCCACACAAGAUAAAAAGUUGUGAGGUUUUGUUUAAUCCUUUUGAUGACAUCAUUCCAAGGGAAAUUAAAAAGCCAAAAAAAGAGAAACCAGAGGAGGAAGUAAAGAAAUUGAAACCCAAAGGCACAAAAAACUUUAGUUUACUUUCAUUUGGAGAGGAAGCUGAGGAAGAAGAGGAGGAAGUAAAUCGAGUUAGUCAGAGCAUGAAGGGAAAAAGCAAAAGUAGUCAUGACUUGCUUAAGGAUGAUCCACAUCUCAGUUCUGUUCCAGCUGUUGAAAGUGAAAAAGGUGAUGCAGCAGAUUUAGAUGAUGAUGGAGAAGAUGAAAGUGCAGAGCAUGAUGAAUGUAUUGAUGGUGAUGAGAAGAACCUGAUGAGAGAAAGAAUUGCAAAAAAGUUAAAAAAGGACACAAGUGCAAAUGUUAAAUCAGCUGGAGAAGGAGAAGUGGAAAAGAAAUCAGUCAGCCGCAGUGAAGAGCUCAGAAAAGAAGCAAGACAAUUAAAGCGGGAACUCUUAGCAGCAAAACAAAAAAAAGUAGAAAGUGCAGCAAAAGAAGCAGAAAAAAGAAGUGACGAGAAAGAAGCCACUCCAGAUGGUGCUAUUGCAGAAUACAGACGAGAAAAGCAAAAGUAUGAAGCUCUGAGGAAGCAACAGUCAAAGAAAGGAACUUCCCGGGAAGACCAGACCCUUGCGCUGCUGAACCAGUUUAAAUCUAAACUCACUCAAGCAAUUGCUGAAACUCCUGAAAAUGACAUUUCUGAAACAGAAGUAGAAGAUGAUGAAGGAUGGAUGUCACAUGUACUUCAAUUUGAGGAUAAAAGUAGAAAAGUGAAAGACGCAAGCAUGCAAGACUCAGACACAUUUGAAAUCUAUGAUCCUCGGAAUCCAGUGAAUAAAAGAAGAAGGGAAGAAAGCAAAAAGCUGAUGAGAGAGAAAAAAGAAAGAAGAUAAAAAUCAGAGUAAUGAUAACUAGAACUUCCUGGAAAUGUGCCUGCAAUAUAUGGCCUUGUAACAGCCAUUGUUCCCACAGACAGCAAUCACUUAGGGGUGUGAAAAGAAAUAUUUUUGAACCUGUUGUCUGGUUUGAAAAAGAAUUAUCUUGUUUUGCAAAUUGUAGAAUGUUGUAAGCAAAUGC
Propithecus coquereli (Coquerel's sifaka) is the source of this 1825-nucleotide messenger RNA. It is a transcript of the gene CWC27, whose product is annotated as CWC27 spliceosome-associated protein homolog (S. cerevisiae). Gene Ontology annotation, cellular component: catalytic step 2 spliceosome. NCBI's taxonomy places the organism in Eukaryota, Metazoa, Chordata, Mammalia, Primates, Indriidae. The transcript has 14 exons. Bases 223 to 1641 code for a protein of 472 amino acids. Gene Ontology annotation, biological process: protein peptidyl-prolyl isomerization; protein folding. Gene Ontology annotation, molecular function: peptidyl-prolyl cis-trans isomerase activity. The record is from RefSeq and is a predicted model, not a curated record.